Molecule: messenger RNA, 1256 nt
Organism: Ricinus communis (castor bean)
Lineage: Eukaryota; Viridiplantae; Streptophyta; Magnoliopsida; Malpighiales; Euphorbiaceae
Product: histidine-containing phosphotransfer protein 2
Exons: 6
Coding region: 519-998 (159 amino acids)
Biological process (GO): phosphorelay signal transduction system; phosphorylation; cytokinin-activated signaling pathway
Cellular component (GO): nucleus; cytoplasm
Molecular function (GO): protein histidine kinase binding; histidine phosphotransfer kinase activity
Source: RefSeq, a predicted model, not a curated record
GUUAUGUUUACUAUCUAUAUUCUUAAUUUGAAAUCGAGCAGUUAAGAUUUUAUUAAAAGUUUAAAUUUAAAAUUUAAAAAAUUAGAUAACAAAUCUCACAUAUGAUCACUUAUCAUAUGUUCAAAUUAAAUAUGAAAGGGUCUUAAUUCAAUAAAUAAACAGUACCUUAGACCUCAUAAUAUAUCAAAAAGGGAAAAGAGAAAGAAAUGAAACAGAUUGAAAAUGGAAGAAGAACAAAACAAGGAAAAUGAUAGACAAAAGUGUACGUCGGCAAGACUGCAUGCCAAAUUUUGCUUUCUCCGAAUCUUAAGAAACUUUUGUCGAACCACUUGACUUUAUAUGAAUGAGAAAAAGAGAAUAGGGAAAGAUAUUUAGAAAAAAAAAAAAAAAGUGACUCAAAAAUUUGAAACCUUAUAAAGAGACCCCCACCUUUCCUCCCUUCUCCUAGCAAGAAGAUAUCACUAUUCUAUCCCUCUCUAUCUCUCUUCAUAGCUUUUUGAAAAUUAUUUGGGUUUGAAAUGGCAUUACCUUCUCUCAAAUCACAGCUCAACAACUCUGUACAAUCCAUGUUUGAUGAGGGAAUGCUGGAUAGCCAAUUUGCUCAAAUUCAAGCACUACAAGAUGAAAGCAAUCCGAAUUUUAUAGCUGAAGUGAUCACCUCCUUCUGCACUGAUGCUGAAAGGAUCAUAACAGAAUUGAGCAAAAAUAUGACUCAACAGAAUGUGAAUUUUUCCAACUUGGAAUCUUGUGUUCAUCAGCUGAAAGGGAGUAGCUCAAGCAUUGGCGCGCAGCGAUUGAAACUUGCUUGUGCUGACCUUCAACAGGCUUUUGAUGAUCAAAACAAGGCAGGUUGCCUGCAGGCCUUGAAUAUAAUCACACGCGAAUAUUUUCUUCUGCGAGGCAAAUUCGAGACCUUGAUUCAGCUAGAGAAAAGAAUCUUAGCCAUUGAAGCCAAACAACAGCAACAGAGUAGCUACCAUGCUGCUGGAUCGAUAUAAGGAACAUCUCAUAUAAGUUGAUUAUGUACGGUGAUUCUUAUAUUUCAUAUGUAGUUUAAUCAUCUUCUAUAUUGAUAUUGAGUUUGCUGUUGUUUUCUUUGGGUUGUAGCAAAUGAUUGUUCAUUUCACAAAAACCUUGUAAGGAACUGAGUGGCAUUAUGUUAUCCCUGCCUGUCAUUCCUCCUCCCUAUGCGUGUAUAAUAUACACAAAUCUCGUAUUACUUAAUAGUAUCUGAUGAGAUGCUUUUCUUCCCUUUA